This is a messenger RNA of Vanrija pseudolonga, 639 nucleotides long. RefSeq names its product Derlin-2 (gene Derl2). Gene Ontology annotation, molecular function: misfolded protein binding; ubiquitin-specific protease binding. The record is from RefSeq and is a predicted model, not a curated record. Bases 1 to 639 code for a protein of 212 amino acids. The transcript is spliced from 6 exons. Gene Ontology annotation, biological process: endoplasmic reticulum unfolded protein response. Gene Ontology annotation, cellular component: Hrd1p ubiquitin ligase ERAD-L complex; endoplasmic reticulum membrane. Lineage: Eukaryota; Fungi; Basidiomycota; Tremellomycetes; Trichosporonales; Trichosporonaceae.
AUGCACAUUAUAUGGCGACCAUUUACCGCCUUCUUCUUCGGUGGAAAGGGCUUCCCGUUCUUGAUGAACACGAUGAACCUAUACCAGACAUCUCUUGCCCUUGAGAAGAAGACCUUGUUCGAUCGCCCCGCCUAUGUAUGGACGUUGCUAAUGUUGGGCACUUUCAUUCUGGUUCUCGACGCCGCCACAGUCAACAUGGGCAUUCUCUCCCACCCACUCCGCAAUGCCCUCAUCUACAUCUGGUGCAAGGAGUUUCCAGGAACCAAGAUGAGCAUCUUUGGGCUUGUGUCCGUUCCUACGCGCUUGUAUCCGUUGGUCCUGGCAGGACUGGACUUUGUCCUUCUGGGCAUGAGCGGUUUCUACGCUGGGUUAAUCGGCAUCAUUGCCGGACAUCUUUGGUGGUUUAUCUCAACCUACCUCCCGCUGCACGCCCCUGCGCGCUUGCGCCGCCCAAAUGCUCUCGGUACGCCUCGUUGGUUCCGACGUCUUUUUGUUGGGAGCGGUAGCUCGACGGCCGGACGAACAACCAGCUUCUCGGGCGGCAUCACUGCAACCGAUUACCGGGACAACCAAGCCGGCUCAGCUGCCGCAGCUGUGCGCCAUCGUUGGGGUUCUGGCCAGAGGCUCGGUGGAGAGUGA